Messenger RNA from Sclerotinia trifoliorum, 1180 nucleotides. The record is from the annotation of a GenBank genome assembly. Lineage: Eukaryota; Fungi; Ascomycota; Leotiomycetes; Helotiales; Sclerotiniaceae.
UGUCCCUGUACAUUAUGGCAAACGCCUAGGUAUAUAUAUAUAUAUGUAUAUAUAAGAUAAGAACGAUAUUCCUCUCUCUACUCCUUGAUCUCAGACUACUUACUCACUUUUUAUUUUGUAAACUACUUGAACUGCGUGAAUUUGGCCAAAAUGAGGUUUUUAUGUUUACAUGGAAAAGGCACCAGUGCUGAGAUCUUUGCUAUUCAAUCGGGUAUGCUAUCAUUUCACCAACUUACAAUACUCCCCUCAUAGACACACAGAGAUAUACUAACGCAUAACCUCCAGCAACCUUCCGCCGUCUUCUUCCCCCCUCAUAUACCUUUGAUUUCCUCGAUGGACCCUACACAUCCCCACCGGCCGCCGGAGUAUCACUUUUCUUCAACCCCCCAUACUACGCCUACUACCACUCCUCAGAUCCAUCCGCCAUCCGCGAAUCAUAUUCCUUUCUGCAAGAACACAUUGAUAAAAACGGUCCUUAUGAUGGCGUAAUGUGUUUUUCACAAGGCUGUUCCCUUAUCGCCGGCUUCUUAGUAGAUCAUCAAGUAACACGUCCACAUAUCCCUCUCCCAUUCAACUGCGCCAUAUUCAUAUGUGGAGGAAUGCCAUUACCUAUCAUUGAAGAUAUAGGCAUUGAAAUAUCUACCACAGCGCGAGAACUAGAAGAGCAAUCGGUAAAAGAACUCUUCGCCACAGCCGCCGCAGUCGAAACCGCCAAACCGGGAGACGAUUACUGGAAUACCAAAGCGGUAAAAACGUCGAUAUUAAAUGUGGAGAAUAUAGAUUUGGAGAAUCCAUAUGGAUUCCAGGUUCCGGAGGGGUGGAAAAUACAGAUUCCAACGGUGCAUGUUUAUGGCAAGAAAGAUCCUAGACGGCUGGCGAGCUUGAAUUUGGCGAGCUUUUGUGCGGGAAAGAAGAGGGUGUGGGAUCAUGGGGGUGGUCAUGAUAUUCCUAGGUUGUUGCCUGUGUCGAAGGAGAUUGCGCGGUUGGUGAAGUGGUGUGCGAAGAGUGUGGCGGAGGAGAGGGAGGCUAAAGAAUUAUGAAGUGAUGUGAUGGGACGGGGUGGGGAUUUUGUUUGUGAGAUUAUCGUUUUUAUAAAUUUAUGCUGAUGUGAUUGGAGUUUAUUUAGAUGGUUUGGAAACAAUAGUUAAUAGAGAAGAUCUAGAAGUUUUGGAAUGCCCAA